Molecule: messenger RNA, 537 nt
Organism: Knipowitschia caucasica
Lineage: Eukaryota; Metazoa; Chordata; Actinopteri; Gobiiformes; Gobiidae
Source: the annotation of a GenBank genome assembly
AUGGACGUGGAGGCGGGGGCUUCCACACGUGUCUUGACCCUGUUUCGGCUCCUCAUCCUGGGCUUGUGUUGUAGCGGAUUCCCUCUCAGCUCCGAGGACACGCUGGUGCUCCGCCUCAGCAGAGUGGAGUUCAUCUUCAGCAGUCUGCGCUCGGCGGAGGAGGACUAUGUCACGUACGUCUUCGGCAACAAACCUCCAGAGAAGUACAGAGCCAACACCUGGGACCUGGUCAGAGGGGUCCGACUGUCCAACAGCUCCACAGACGUGCUGCAGUCCUCCUGCACCAUCUCCCAGAGCAUGGAGGUCCUGCCCGCCAUCGUCAGGACCCUCACCCAGACACAGCACAGCAUCCUGGGGAACAUCUCACAGUUCAGCCACGUCUUCAGACAAGUCCUGGAGCCGGCGCAGGCCCAGUGUGACAACAGGACGUUCAGUCUGCCCAGAACGAGGUACGAGAAGAAAGAGCUGGGCCUCAAAAUAAUCUUCUCUGCGAGGAAGUGGAUCCAGUAUUCAACCAACACCGCACAAUUCAACUGA